Molecule: messenger RNA, 866 nt
Organism: Hyaena hyaena (striped hyena)
Lineage: Eukaryota; Metazoa; Chordata; Mammalia; Carnivora; Hyaenidae
Gene: IL38
Product: interleukin 1 family member 10
Exons: 5
Coding region: 82-540 (152 amino acids)
Biological process (GO): positive regulation of gene expression; inflammatory response to antigenic stimulus; cellular response to lipopolysaccharide
Molecular function (GO): interleukin-1 receptor binding; cytokine activity
Source: RefSeq, a predicted model, not a curated record
GGAGCCAGUGCCUGUCAUGUGGGACGGGGCAGGAACCAGCUCUGAAACUAGAGCAAGGACCAGUCACCCACGAUUGCAGGAAUGUGCUCCCUGCCCAUGGCAAGAUACUACAUAAUUAAGGAUGCUGAUCAGAAGGCUCUAUACCUAAAAGGCGACCAGCUCCUGGUAGGAGAUCCCAGUGUGGACAACUGCUGUGCAGAGAAGAUCUGUAUACUUCCCAACAGAGGCCUAGACCGCACCAAAGUCCCCAUUUUCCUGGGAAUGCAGGGAGGCAGUCGCUGCCUGGCCUGUGUGGAGACAGAAGAGGGGCCUUCCCUGCAGCUGGAGGAUGUGAACAUCGAGGACCUGUACAAGGGUGGGGAGCAGGCCACACGCUUCACCUUCUUCCAGAGAAGCCUGGGCUCAGCCUUCAGGCUCGAGGCUGCUGCCUGGCCUGGCUGGUUUCUCUGUGGCCCAUCUGAGCCCCAGCAACCUGUACGACUUGCCAAGGAAAGUGAGCCAUUUCCCUGCACCGAGUUCUACUUUGAACAGAGUCGGUAGCCGAAGCAGGAGGCUGAGUUGCAGGCGGGUGCUUCCAAACCAGGCUCCCCCUUCUCAGGGUCAGUAAUAGGCAGAGUAAUGCCCCCCUAAAGAUGUCCACGUCCUAAUCCCCAGAAUCUGUGAAUACGUUACCUACAGGGCAAAAGCGACUUUGUAAAGUGAUUAAGGUAAGGAUCUUAAGAUGGGAAGACCACUGGAUAACCCCAGUGGGCCCGGUAUACCCACAAGCGUCCUCAUAAGAAUGAGGCAGGAUGGUAAGAGCCAGAGGCUGGAAGAUGCUAUGCUACUAAUCUAAUUUCGAAUGUAGCGGACAAGACUAUCAGCCA